CAAAUCAGAUUCAUCAUUUUUAUGAAUAAUCUAAGCAAACAUCGGGUUACUGUUUAAUACAGAAUUUUAAAAAUUUUUGUAUAUCCCUAAAUUUAUUUGUCUGAGAAGCCAGCGAAAAGCGGCGAAAGGUGAUGGAGAGAUUGGCAAGUAACUUGAUAAGCGAAGAGAUUUUGGGGAGGUUGGAUUUGGAGACGCUUUGCACGGCGGCUUGCGUGAGCGGAGCCCUGCGCUUCUCCGUCGACUACCAAGUCCUUCCCUUUCUUUCUUCCCUCGAUUUCCCACCAUCUCUCAAUCCGGAUUCAAACGCUCUUUUUAAUAUCCUCAGUCGCUGCACCAGAGGAGGAACCCUUAAACUUAGCACGCUGACCCUCAAUUGUCGGCGCCUCCAAGAUUCUUGCCUCACCCUUUUCUUAGGUGAACAACUCCAGCAACUCAGUUUAUUUUUCUGCUCCUAUCUCUCAUAUGGGUUUCUUGCUUCCAUAGGAGAAAAAUGCCCCUUUCUCAGGGUGCUAAUGCUAGAAUUUGCAGAUCAAGGCUCACCACAUCUGUUCAAAAAGAAUCUUGCUAGCAUGCUUAGCAAGUGCCGUCUUUUGGAGUGUCUGUGUCUUAAAAUUAGAGGGACAGAAGUUGAUGCAAAUGCGUUCCACUCCAUUGAAUGUUUUCUGCCUAGAACUCUUAAAAUUCUGAAAUUAAAGCCAGUGUUUGAGGAAAAUGCAAUCUGUCUGUCAAACAAACUAGGAGCUGGCGGAAAGUUUUCUGCAACAGAAGAUUUCAGCUUCCCUGACUCUCUAGCAUCAUAUGGUUUUGCAUUACAAAGUUUGUCGCUUGUCUUAGAUGUUAUAUCUGACAGGCUACUUAUGACUAUCACCAGCUCGUUUCCUCUUCUGGUAGAGCUGGAUCUUGAAGAUAGGCCAAACAAGGAACCAUCUCCGCACCUUGACUUGACCAAUAGCGGGCUGCAGUUGUUGGGCUCUUGCUAUCAUUUGACUGGACUCUCUCUUAUACGCAGUAGAAAGAACUACCAUGGAUCAUUUAAACAAAUAAAUGAUGUGGGCAUGUUUCUGCUUUCUGAGAGUUGCAAAGAUUUGCAGUCAGUGAGGCUUUGUGGUUUCUCUAGAGUUAGUGAUGCUGGCAUUGCAUCAUUGCUACAUUCCUGCCAGAAGUUAAAGAAAUUUGAAGUUCGUAAUGCCUUAUUUUUGUCAGACUUGGCCUUUCACAAUCUAACUGGAGUCUCAUGUUCCCUUGUUGAGGUGAGAUUACUGUCUUGCAACUUGAUAACCAGUGAAACUGUGAAGAAACUGGGCUCUUCUAGGAGCUUGGAGGUGCUAGAUCUGUGUGGCUGCAAGAGCAUAGCCGAUUCUUGCGUCAGCUCCAUUUCAUGUCUUAGAAGAUUAACAUCUUUGAAUCUUACUGGAGCUGAUAUUACAGAUGAUGGUUUAUCCAUUCUUGGUCACGGUAGUCCACCUAUCUCACAUUUGUGUCUUAGAGGCUGUAAGAGAGUAACCGACAAAGGAAUUUAUCUUUUGUUGUGCGGGGCAAUUGCACAGACAUUGGCAACACUUGAUUUAGGUUACAUGCCAAGAAUAUCAGACAAUGGCAUUUUUACAAUAGUUGCCGCUGGCAGAGAGAUUACUGAAUUAUGUAUUAGGUAUUGCUUUCAUGUGACUGAUUCUUCAUUGCAAGCACUUGGUACAAAGAGAAGCCUCCAAUAUGGGAAUAAGCAACUUCGGCAACUUGAUCUUUUCAAUUGCAUUGGAUUAUCUGCUGGUGCAGUAAGAUUGCUAAGGAAACCCUUAUUCAGUGGACUGCAUUGGGUUGGUAUUGGACAAACUCGAUUGGUAAAUAAGAGAGGUGCUAUUAUGACUGAAAUUUGCAAUGAACGGCCAUGGAUGACUGUGUGUUCUGAUGGUUGUGAAAUGGGAUGUCAUGAUGGGUGGCAGUUCCAUAGAUCAGAAAGCCUUUAAUUUUCUUUCAACUUCAUUAUUUACUGCAUUGAUGCAUUUUAUAUGACCUUCGGAUGACCAAGGCUGAAUGCGUGUGGGCACAUGGACACAAGGACAUGGAAGAUCUUGAGAACACUCUUUGUUUGAUUAUUCCUUGUGAAUUCUCUGUUAUUAAACCUGCAGGUACCACUUUGAUGCAUUGGUUUUCUUAAUCUUUUAAACUUUCCUAUCUCA
Messenger RNA from Hevea brasiliensis (rubber tree), 2177 nucleotides. RefSeq names its product F-box protein At-B. Gene Ontology annotation, cellular component: SCF ubiquitin ligase complex. The transcript has 3 exons. Gene Ontology annotation, biological process: SCF-dependent proteasomal ubiquitin-dependent protein catabolic process. Gene Ontology annotation, molecular function: protein binding. NCBI's taxonomy places the organism in Eukaryota, Viridiplantae, Streptophyta, Magnoliopsida, Malpighiales, Euphorbiaceae. Bases 132 to 1964 code for a protein of 610 amino acids. The record is from RefSeq and is a predicted model, not a curated record.